Molecule: messenger RNA, 1593 nt
Organism: Symbiodinium sp. CCMP2456
Lineage: Eukaryota; Dinophyceae; Suessiales; Symbiodiniaceae
Source: the annotation of a GenBank genome assembly
AUGGCCCCGCUUGAUUCUCCAAUCCCUGUGACGAUCAUCGCGGGCUCCUUCGGCGUGGGGAAGACCACGGCCUGCAACCAACUGCUGGAGCUCUUGGCCUCCAAAGAGCGCAGCGUGGCAGUCAUCACACACCGCUUUGCAGAAGAGUACGCCUGUCAGCCUUUGCUCAUCAAUUCCUUUUGCUGCAGCUUGUUGGAGGAGGUAUAUGACUACGGCAGCGGUUGCCUCUGCUGCACGCCGGGUGGUGAGCUGAACCAACGCUUGAACAGUAUGAUUUCUUGGGGUGAGCGAUACGACCAUGUGCUGAUCCGGACUGGUCCUGCUGCUGAUCCCCUGAUCUUCGCGGAUGCUGUCCAACGAAGCAGUGCGUACAAGAUUGCUGGAAUAGUGACCGUGAUUGAUGCUACUGGGCCUUGCUUCGAAGAUCAGCUUCUGUCAGGGGCUUCACUUGACCAGUUAAGUGCUGCUGAUGUCCUCCUGGUUCGAUCGAAGGAUCAAGAUGCCAGCCAGUGCUUGGCUGCCCUGAAGCUGAAGGAUGCGCCCAUUCACAUGUGGAAGAAUCCACUGAGCGAAGCAGACAUUGGAUUGUUGACCUGCCGUUCCCCUCACAGAGAAUAUGUGUGCAAGCCGUCAAGCCUGGUCCCGAAUCUCAUGGCUAGCCACGAAACUACAUUGCGAGCCGUCCAGAUCGUGGAAAAUGGUGCUGUUUCGAACGUGGACGUUUGCAAGGCUUGGAUGAUGAACUUGAUGAACCAGGGCUUCUGCAUUCGCUUGAAGGCAGUGUUGCCUGUGGCAACUCCUUCGGGGAGCCAGUCGUUGUUGGUCAAUGCAGUCCGGGGCAAACCAGCAGAAUUUCAGCUUGUUGCAGAGGCACCACCCCAAAUCUACAUGGGUGACCUGCCAGUCCUGGUGGGUAUGCGUGACAUAGAUGCUGACGAGCCGAUGUGUCGCAUCUUUAUCCUGUUGGGCCCGCCGUCGGUGAAGGGCUUGGGUGAUAUGCCUGAGUCGCUGUUACUGAAAUGCGACGCACCGCUGCGGCGAGACUUACUUGCUUCAGCUUCUUCGAAGUUGUUGUACAGGGAGAUAUGGAACGUGCAGGGUAUUCUUGCCCGCAUGCAUUCUUCCUUGACGCACAUUUUCGCUCCGAAGGAGUGCAUCGCGCUUUUCCUGGCACUGCGCUUGAAUGUGCUUUGCCAAACCAGAGACACACGAGUGCUGGGCAAAACUAUAGAGGGGGCGCCCAAGAAGAGCCGUCUAACUUCGUCGGACAUGCUCCGCGAUCGCUUGAACAAGGAGUUCGAGCAGAUCUACAACCUGGCUUUGACUCUAACGGUGGAGAAUGAUCAUGCUACCGUUGUCCGUGCUGGCACCCCGGAGGUCAAGAAUGGCUUCCACUCGCCCUCAGCCGGUGGAUAUUGCGAUCUCAAGCUCUUCCUGCUCAUCGCUCACGACAAACCGGAGGACGGCGGAACCGAUGGGUCCAAGGUGUGCCACAUCUGCGAGCUCCAAGUCCACCUGAAGCAGUUCUUGGCGUGCAAGAAAUUUACUCACCUGCCGUACGUCAUCGACCGCGGCGACUUCGAUCAGACAUGA